AUGUGUUCCAUUCCAGGACUCCCAUCAACAGGUUCAAAUGUACCUGUAAUUAUUACCAGAGUAAAUUUGAACCCCUCAUGUGUUUUGGUAGAGUUCUGGGGUAAUUUUGACCAAGACCGGAAAUUUGCAUAUCAACAACUUAAAAAGGAAAUUCAGUACCCUAGAGAGGGUUUCUAUGAGUCGGAUGGAAAUCCUGGUGACUUGUGCCUUGUACGUGUGUAUGAAACAUGGUACAGAGCCCGUAUAGUGUCAAGAGACACCGAAGACUACAGUGUGUUUUUAAUUGAUGAAGGCAGAACACUUAGUGCCACAGUUAACACCUUAGCAUGGGGCAAAAGUGACUUUUUCUAUCUGCCCCCUGAGGUUGAAUUCUGUGUUCUAGCCAAUGUUUUACCACUUUCUCGAGAAAACAAAUGGUCUGCAAUGGCUUUUGAGUUUAUGAAGACCUUCUGUGGUAGAAAAGUCAGUGCCUCUGUUCAAGAUGUUCUUGUGCCUCAUCGAACAUUUCUACUUGACAUUCCUUGUCUGUCCAGACAGAUGUAUGAAAUGGGGUUUGCAAAAAAUUUGUCCAGCGAAAGGUUCAAAGAGUUCGUUACUAGGUCUUUGCAGGCUAACAAUGGAACUUUAGAACCUCAGAGAAUUUCUUCCAUCAGAAACAAACCCAUUGAGAUCUUUGAACAAAUGGAGAAACUUCAGUCCUACAUGUACCCUGAGUUGCAAACUGAUACUGUUGAGACUGUGGUUGUCACAGAAAUCACAAAUCCCUUUCGAAUAUUCUGUCAGCUGAAGGUUUUCUCUCAGGAGCUAAGGAAGUUAACUGAACAGAUAACUAAGCAUUAUGAAGGAAGAAUUGGAGCCAAUUUCGCAAGACCUGAGAAUUUGGGCAGUCCAUGUGCAUCAAGAGGAAGUGAUGGCAAGUGGUAUCGUUCUGUGCUGCAGCAAGUCAUGUCUGCCAACAGUGUGGUUGAGGUUUUGCAUGUGGAUUAUGGGAAGAAGCAAUUUGUACAGGUUGAGAAUGUCAGGCCUCUUGCCUCUGAAUUCUUCAGAAUGCCUGUUGUGACUUAUAUUUGCUCCCUUCAUGGAAUAGUUGACAGAGGUGUUGGUUGGACAGCUUCACAGAUCGAUUACCUGAAAUCUCUCCUGCUCAGCAGAACAGUGAUCGCCAAGUUUCAGUAUCAGAGCCUUUCAGAGGGUGUCCACUAUGUCACGCUUUAUGGAGAGGAGAACACAAACAUCAACAAGUUGUUUGAACUGAAACAGAAAUGUUCACUGGACUCUGAUAUGACCCUUGCAGAUUUUGCUGUUCAGAAGAGCCCGUCAUCUCAAAAGAGCUCCGAGAGAAAUGAGACCAAGCACGCUGAAGACACAUACUCUGACCUUAAAGGGAACAAACCUGUCUUCUUUACUGAAACACUGUCCCCUAACACUUCACAUGUAGCUGUCGUGCAACAUGUUGACAGCCCUGGAAAGUUUUGGAUUCAAACUCGGCGAUAUGCUGAAGAAUUCGAUCAGCUAAUGGAUGGCCUUGGAAAUUUGUACAGUGAUCCAACAAGUACUGAAGGUUUGAUAAAAAGGCCUGUUGCUGGUCUACUCUGUGCGGCUAAAGCACAAGAUGGUGUGUUCUAUAGAGCAGCUGUCUAUAAGGUAAUAGACAAGAAAGCAGAAGUUUUCUUCCUUGACUAUGGAAACACAGAAGUUGUUGAUUGCUUUAGCCUCCGACAGUUGCCUCUGAGAUUCCAGCAGCUUCCAGCUAUGGCAGUGAAAUGCUCUCUCAAUGGCAUUAAAUCCAGACUGAAACACUGGGAUGAUAGGGCUACAUUGUUCUUUUCAAAAAUUGUUGAAGACAAAAUACUUGACAUGCAUGUACAAGACAAGUAUCAGGACACUCACAUGGUUCAGUUAGUGGACACCAGUUUAGAUGGAGAAAAUGAUGUCAGCAAGUUGUUGUGCAAUGCAGAUUUAGCAGAAAGUGAAAACACUGUGGAUAAUUCUGCGGUAACAUCUUACAGUUCGGUAUACAGCUCUGGUAUAUUCCUGACAAGUACUCGACCUCAGACACUGUCCAGUUCUUCUGCUGUGACAGAAAAUGCAUCUGCUUUCAAGGAAUAUUUGUUUCCAAUUGGAAGUUCACUGGAGGUCACUGUGUCCUACAUUGAGAGUCCAAAUGACUUCUGGUGCCAAAAAGCCAGAAAUGCAGCAUGUUUAGAAGUGCUAAUGCAAGAUAUCCAGCGCUUCUAUGCUCAUAGUGAAUUUCAGCCACCAUUGGAAGCAGCUUGCGUUGCCCGUCAUCCUGAAACUGGGAUAUGGUACAGAGCCUUGGUGAUUCAAAAGCACCAAACCCCACAUGUUGAUGUGUUGUUCGUUGACUAUGGGCAGACAAAGACAGUUGCCAUAGAAGAUCUUCGGAAGGUAAGUCCAACAUUUUUGAAGAUGAAAGGGCAAGCCUUUCGAUGCAGUCUGUAUAAUCUGAUCCACCCAGUCUCUCGGUCAACUUUAGACUGGACUGCUGAAGCCACAUUGCAGUUUCAAGAGUUUGUUGACAUGGCAGCUUCCAUGAAUGUGCCCUUGAAAUGCACAAUUUUUGCUGUAAUGUAUGACUCCCAGAGAGUUGUGUUCAAUGUGGUGGAUUUGGAGACCCCAUUCCAAAGCAUUUGCAAUCUCCUUGUCCAGAGACGACUAGCAUACCGUGCACCCUCUAAAAGGGCUCCUCUUCCACCAUUUCGUCUGGACACUUACUACUACUCCACACAUGAUAUCAAAACUGGGUGUGAAGAGAAAGUAGAUAUCACCUGUGUGAAAAGUGUCACUCGGUUCUUUUGCCAUCUUGCAAGGAAUUCAGACCAGAUUGGAAAACUUGCAGACAAGGUCAACUCCAUGUGCGGUCAACUAGAGGUUACCGAGUGUCCUCAGGCUUUUGGAACGGUUUGUUUUGCAAAAUACACAGAUGGACAAUGGUACAGAGGACAAAUAAAGUCUAAAAAAAAAUCAGUUGUGGUGCAUUUUGUGGAUUACGGUGACACAUUAGAAGUAGAUAAAUCAGACUUGCUGUCAGUCCCAAUUGAAGCAGGAGAUAUCAUGUCUGUCCCAGUUCAGGCAGUUGAAUGUGGGCUCUCAGAUAUACCUGAGGAUGUGCCAUGUGAAGUGGGAAAUUGGUUUCAGAAUUUUGCAGAUGGUCGCUCUUUUAGAGCUUUGAUUGUUGCAAAAGAACCUGGAGGAAAGCUUAUAGUUGAGCUUUAUGAUGGUAAAACUCAAGUAAAUGCAUUGAUAAGACAAAAGUUUCGCAAUGAAAUUCAUAGAAAUGACCAGAGCACAUUCCAAGGGCGUAGUUCCAAGAACAGAAUUGCAGAAAGUGUAGAAGUCCAUGUGAGGAAAAGUUCCAGUGAUCCAAAGAGAAAUCCCAUGGAUAAAAUUCAGCAAUCCUGCGACAGUCACUUAGCACAAAGAGAUGAUCAACCAACACAAAGAUGUGAUAAUUUUGAAUCAAAACAGGCACGGGGCAAGUGGGGAUUCCAUAAAGAUGGUAGACCAGAACCUACAAAGGAUCCUGGAAGAUGCCAUAAUGCCUCAAAACAUCAUGGAUCACAAAGAAAGUCAGAUGAUGGAGAUGAUGGGCUGCUCCCUUAUCAAUCUGGGAAAGCUGAUGGUAUAAAAACCAAGUCCCCGACUUCUCUCAAAGAAUCUUUGCUCCCAUUGAAAUUAAUAAAACCAGGUCUGGAAGCUGAAGUAUUCAUUUCUCAUUACAACAGCCCUUUUAGCUUCUUUGUUCAGAUGGUAACAGAUGAGGAUGACAUUUACUUACUUGUAGAGAAAUUAAAUGACAUCGAGUCAGUCAUUGCAAACAUUGCUACCUGUGAUAUUCAUGAGGGAGACUUGGUCCGUGCAAUGUUUCCUAGUGAUAACUCGUGGUACCGUGCAGCAGUAAGAAAAAACAUUGGUGACACAAUUGAUGUCGAAUUUGUUGACUUUGGAAACACAGCUUCAAUUUCUGCCUCAAAAAUAUGUUGUCUUGGUCAAUCAUUUGCUUCACUUCCAAGGUACAGCAUCCAAUGCGCACUACAUGGACUAAAUGUUGACAACACAGACGAAGAAUUUGCACGCAACUUCAAACAAGUUGUUGAACAAUAUACUGGAAAGGUCAUGUGCACAUUUGUCAAAAUGUCAGGGAAUGUGUGGGAAGUCAAACUUGACAUGGCUGGUGUAGUGCAGAGAUCCACAUGCAGGGAUGAAAUUCCACCAGCGGUUGCGCUUAAGAUCCCAGGUGUCAAGCAAAAUUUGUCUGAUAUCAAGGUCUGUACCCAUUACAAGGACCCUGACUUAUCAGUUGGACAAAAGGUCACCGGAUACGCCUCAUUCAUCAGAGGUCCUCUGCUUUUCUGGUGCCAGUAUGCAAUAACAGACAAACUCCAAGAGAUUUCAGAUAUGUUGCAGAAUGUUGGUAAUUCAUUGGUGAAAACCUUGAAUGAGGAAGCUGUACCAGUUGGAAGUGCUUGCAUUGCCCUUUACAAUGAAGAUAAUCUAUGGUAUCGGGCUAAAGUAACAUCUAGGGACCUAGACACCCUGUUCAUUACAUUUAUCGACUAUGGAAAUGAAUCAAAAGUCAAUGUAGGUAAAGUGAAAGCACUUCCACCUGAGCUAUCGGAUGUGCCCCCUCAGGCAUUUGAUUGUCAGCUUGAAGGCUUUGAUCUUUCCAAGGGUUUCUGGAAUGAAAAUGCAGAUGAUCAGUUCUUUGAGCUAAUUAAUGACAAACCCUUAAACAUCACUGUUGAGAAAAUGGGGAAUUCUGAAACGCCAUACUUUGUCAAGCUGGAGUCUAAUGGAGUUGACAUCAAUGAUGCCAUGAGAAGUUACUGGAAAUCUCUCAGUCCUGAAAGCCCAUCAUUUGAACUCCUUGAUGGAGCAGAAUUGGUUUCUUCCGAUGACACUGUGGCCACUGAAAUUAAUAUUGGCUCAGUAGCCGCUCUUGAAGCAGGCACUAUUUGUGUUGCCAAUGAAAUAUGUGCCUCUGGCCUCAAAGAUGAGUUUUUUAUACCAAUAAGUACAGAGGUUGUAAAUGAAGCACAGGCUGACCCACUUGUGGUGAUAGAUGAAAAUGUUGCCUCCCCUGAUGGGAGUAUGGUGCUCUCUGAAACCCAAGAGGACCUGGAAACCACAUGGGUCACAGAACAUGAACCAGUUCCUGGUUUCACAGAAUGCCCAUCAGACCCAACAAACCAGUGUGACCUUGAUGAAGAGGCACAUGUUGAUCCAACACCCAUUCAUUCAGUUUUACCACAUCAGUGUGAGAGAGCUUCUUCAGAGAAUAUAGAUGGCUUCCUGUUAAAUAACACUGAUUCUGAAUUAUGCAUUGAGGAGCCAGAUUUGCCAUCAUACGAGAUCAUUCAAUCAGACUUAGGCAAUUUAAGACAGGCUACAGAGAAGAAAACCGUUGGGUCAGAAUGUGUUAUCUGGUCUCAUGCAAGAAGGAAUUGGUGCAGAGCACACAUUUUAAAGGUUUCUGAAGAUGCCGCAUUGGUUCUGCUUGUGGAGCAUGACUCUGAGGUGAUGGUAGAUCCACUCAACAUCUUCGAAAUUGUGCUAGAGGAGCCAUUGCUUACUUCAAACAUUGGAGCUGCAUUUUCAAGUGAUGGAGUAACUAAGGAAAAACAUACUGUACCAGUAAAGAGCAAUGUCUCCAAGGCUGAAGAUGAAGAAUAUGGAACUGCCAUCAGCUCUGCUUCUGAUGAAUCAACUGGUGAAGAGAGAUGUAAAAGUCCAAUUGACCAGAUGGAUCCAGGUGAUGAACCUGCAGACCAGCCUCCAGCUAAGGGUUGUAUGUCCUACUCUGGUUUGGUUGAAGAUUCUGAGGUUGAAGAUACCUCAGGGGCUGGUGCACAAAGGCAUGAUCUAGUUCAAAUACUGACUACUACAACACAUUCUGAACAGAUACAGAACAGGGAGCCUCAAGAGGACUUGGAUACCUCAGCUGGAGAGCAAAGAGAGGGUGUCAAGAUGAAUAGUGGAGUGGAAUUACUGAUGGAUUUCCUUAAAGUGGCUCCCCAGGUUAAGAUACAGGAGAAUGUGAGCAAGACUGAGCCUGGAAUGGAUGCCUUGCUUGAGGGGUUCAAUGUUACUGAAGAUCUUAUCAUUCUGACCAGUGAUGAUGGAGCAGACACUGCCUCUGAUGGCAAGCUUCAGGAAGAGCUGGUGAUAGAAAUCAAUCCUGAAGAAUCUUCAUGCUUACAAGCUAAAUCAAAUGUAUCCGACUGCACCAGCUCAGAGGAACAGGAUUCAACAGUCAUUCAUCUGACCCUAAAAGUUGAGGACUCAUCUGAUAUCAUUUGUGUUGGUGUUUUGCAAGAAUCACAUUAAGAAGGAUGUGAGCCAGGUAGUGAAAUGGAAAAACAGAAGCAUGACUAAUGUAAACAUGGUCAGCUUCUGGGGAAAUGGUUGCCAAAGGGCCUGUGCUUGUGAUCAGUACCACAAACAUUGUAUAAAGGCAGCAAUGAUCUGUUUUGUUUGUACAUAAAUGUGCUGCUGAGUUUUCACCAGUAUUUGUUUUUUGUUUUUGUUUGCCAUUACAGGUCCAUUACCAUUCACUCAUUUUGUAUUAUAGUUCUGAAGGCUGUUUUGUUUUUUUAUUACACUGCCUUUCUUCAUUGCAGUUCUAAAGGGGGUUUCUAUAUUCUAACAAAACUAAAUCCAGGGACUAUUUG
Messenger RNA from Myxocyprinus asiaticus (Chinese sucker), 6692 nucleotides. RefSeq names its product tudor domain-containing 6-like. The record is from RefSeq and is a predicted model, not a curated record. The transcript has 16 exons. NCBI's taxonomy places the organism in Eukaryota, Metazoa, Chordata, Actinopteri, Cypriniformes, Catostomidae. The coding region runs from base 1 to 6348 and encodes 2115 amino acids.